GUCCUAAUCCCAUCCCGACCCGACCCCCAACAGACCCGAACCGGCCCGAGAAGACCCUCAUUUUCACCGUCGUCGUCGGGGAAAACGAUGCAUAAGGCACGAAGAAGGAGGAGAAACCGUAUCGGUUAAUUUGUCUCCGCUUCUUGUCUCAAUCCCCCAACGUCGAAACCUUUGUCUAAUCGAGCUCGCAUUACUCGCUCUCGUUAACUCAGCCGAUUCAUCAUUUCUCUCCCAUCUCUUCUCAUUCGUAGUUGACUAACAGACGGCACCCGCCGUCUCUGCUUCAAGCGCCCCGCUUCCGCGACCACCGACGGCGACGGCGACGGCGACGUGGACACGGGGCAGACCAGACAGUGCCCACCGAGUGAAUCUUUCUUUUCGCGACCCCGAGGCGGCGGAAGGAGAAAGAAACGAACAUGGGGUGGUGCUAUUAUCAGGUAGCAUUGGGAAGAGCACCGCCGUCUCUAAUGGCGAAUUCCUCGGUCGUGGCGAGGGCGGAGCAGCGCCCGAUGGCUCCGCCUCCAGAUCUCCCCUUCGACCGUACCCUCUUGAGGGGCGGGUCUCUCUCCGCCUCCCGCGGCCGCCGCGAUCUCGUCUUCGUCGUCAAUCCUCGAGGUGCGAAUGGUAAGACCUGGAAGGAGUGGAAGAAACUGUUGCCGUAUCUCAGGUCUCGCCUCGGUGAAGAUUGUAACAUAUGUGAAUCAUUCACCUCUGGUCCUUGUCAUGCAACUGACAUAACGAGGGAGUCUAUUCGAGAGGGUGCUGAUGCUGUAAUUGCAGUUGGAGGUGAUGGAACUCUUCAUGAGGUAGUCAAUGGCUUCUUUUGGGCUGGAAAACCUGUCACCAAUCAAGAUACAGCAACUUCUCGCUCCACUGCUCUUGGUCUAAUUCCCUUGGGCACAGGCUCUGAUUUCGCCAGAACAUUUGGCUGGAAAAAUGAUCCUCAUGAUGCCAUUGAACGCAUAGCCAAAGGGCAAAGAUCUCAAAUAGAUGUUGGUGUCAUUGUGGGAGAAAAUGAACACCGCCAUUACUUUUUAAAUGUUGCAGACAUUCAUUUGAGUGCAAAAGCUGGUUACUAUGCUUCCAGAUACAAGCGAUUUGGAAACUUAUGUUAUGUCUUUGGCGCAUUGCAAGCCUUUAUUGGGCACCGUAACCAAGAUUUUCGAAUCAAGGUGAAUGAUGGUGAAUGGGAAACCAUUCCUCAAGUAACAGCGCUUUGCAUAGGUAAUGCCAAAUUCUUUGGUGGUGGCAUGAAGAUUACACCAAAUGCUGAUCCUUCCAGUGGAAAUUUCGAGGUUGUAAUUCUUCAGGAUUUUAGAUGGUAUGACUUCAUCUUAAAACUGCAUAAGCUCUACAAUGGGACACAUUUGUCCGUAAAUAAUGUGUCUUCGAGAAGCGUGCACUCAAUUGAAGUAGAAGAAAUAUCAGGCACUGGCAGCAUAUUUGUCCAGUCAGAUGGGGAACAUUUGGGAUUUCUACCUCGGAAAUUUCGUGUUUUACCUUCUGCUAUAGAGAUGAUUUGCUGAAGUGGCGUCUUUACAAAACUGAAUCAGGUCAAAUAAUUUGCUCGAUUGCAUACACGGGUGACAAUUUUUCACCGAGAAACUCCUUUUUUGGUCCAUUAACAGCAGAUGCAAAAUAAACGCAGGGGAAGCCCAGGGCAGAGCUUUCUGUAGAGAGGGAUCAAUUCAUUGCCGAAGCCUGUCUCCUCUGCUUUUGCCGGAUGCAUUUUACGCGUCCAUCUAGCAGGUCGAAGCCAUAGCUCUUAGCUGUCGAUCUUCUUCCCCCUGUAUUAGUCUCUAGCAUUGUGCAUGGAGUCAGAGAGAUGGCCUGGAAAGAGACAUGGUUAUGAUCUGAUAUAGAUAAAGAACAAUUUUGAUAGGAUGUUGCUUUUUGGUCGGCAUUUUUUGAUAGGAUGUUGCUUUUUGGUCGGCAUUUUCAGAGUCCCAAGUGAAAUGGCAUAUCCUCCUUUUGUAGAUACUGUUUUCUGACCAGAAAUCAUGCAUGUAGAAGAACCUCCCUCCUCCCCAAUUACAACUGUUGUUCGAUGCUUACGAAUUUUCAAAUGCUUCCAUAGAAAUCAGGAGGAAAAAAAAGUGUUUUUGCCGAAUGUAAUUUGGAAUAUUUGUAUGGACAUUCGCAGCAGUUCCUACUGCAGAUUGCAUUUUACCAAAGAUGUAAACUCACUUGAACA
This is a messenger RNA of Eucalyptus grandis, 2194 nucleotides long. RefSeq names its product sphingoid long-chain bases kinase 2, mitochondrial. Gene Ontology annotation, cellular component: TIM22 mitochondrial import inner membrane insertion complex. NCBI's taxonomy places the organism in Eukaryota, Viridiplantae, Streptophyta, Magnoliopsida, Myrtales, Myrtaceae. The transcript is spliced from 12 exons. The record is from RefSeq and is a predicted model, not a curated record. Bases 417 to 1526 code for a protein of 369 amino acids. Gene Ontology annotation, molecular function: ATP binding; kinase activity. Gene Ontology annotation, biological process: phosphorylation; protein insertion into mitochondrial inner membrane; phospholipid biosynthetic process.